GGAAGUUGGAAAUCGGAAUUCUGAAAUCAGGAUCAAGGAUCAGCAUUUUUCAACAUUUCUUAUUUUCUUUGCAUUAAAUUUUAAGUUAUCUUAUUUUCAAUGUAAAUUAGAAGUACCUACGUAUGAUCUACGGUUCAUUAUUUGUUUGUUAAAUUGAACAAAUUACAUUUAAAUUUUACACUUUUUAAUCAAGAUAUUUUAUUUAUCUAUACUUAAAACCAUGGACGAUAAAGAUAUCAUUGAUAAUUCUGCAAAAACAGAAACCAUUGAAUCUGAAAUUAAUAAUCCUGAUCAACUAGCUACCUCAGAAAUAACAGAUGAAGCUUCUACAGUUGAUCAAGAGAACAAGGAAUCAGUAACUGAACCUGAACCUGAAUCUGAACAAACGCCAACAUCAGAACCAGAACCAGAGCAAGUACCCGUUGAGGAUACUGAUAAAGUCAAAGAACCUGAAAAAUUAGAAUUAGUUGCUGAAAAAACAUCGGAAGACAUAGAAAAAGUUGAAAACACUACACCUGUAGUUAGCGAUCCAAUACAGCAAGAUAGUGUUGUUGAUCAACCUAUACCUAUAUCAGAUCAAUUAUUAACAACAACUGAUAAUUUAAUGGAAUCUGCAGUUCCUACUCAAGAUAAUUCAAUUGAACCUACUCAAGAUCAAAUUGUUCCAGUAAAUCAAGAAAGUUUAAUAAAAGAUAGUCAACAAGUUAUUCCUGUCACCAGUGUCACUGAUUCAACUUUGAAUAAUGAUAUCAAACUUGAAGAUAAUGGAGUUGAUUUAGAUCAACAAUCUGUGUUAAGUAUGAAAGAUUCUGAAUUAAAAGAUUUGGUUAUGAGAGAAUUAUCUGAAUUUUUAACUGAUGAACCAUCACAAAAUGUCGGACCUGCCCUACUUGAAAUAAAAUCAGAUCUUAUAAAAAAUGAAGACCAAAUUAAAAUUGAAAAUCUUGAAAAUUCUUUAAGCAAAGUUGAUAAGACCGAUCAGAAAGAAGAAAAAAAGUCUGAUAAUGAUAUUGCUGAUGCAUUGUCAACAUUAGCAACUGCUGCUUUAAACCAGGCACCUCCAACCAAUGGAACUGCAGAAAGUGUUGUAUCAAAAUCUGUACAACCAACAGUACAAAUUAAACAAGAAGGACCAGCAUGGUGUGAUGUUGGUGUUAUUAAAGGCACUACUUGUUUAGUGAAACAAUUUUACUCAACUUCUACUACUGAUGAACAUGAAAAUACUAGCUUAGAUCAUUUACCAGAUUAUACAAAUAAAUUAAAAAUUGAUAUUCAACCAGGCACAGCUUAUAAACUUCGUAUAGCUGCUAUAAAUACUUGUGGUCGUGGAGAAUGGAGUGAAAUAUCUGCAUUUAAGACUUGUUUACCAGGUUAUCCAGGUGCUCCAUCUGCUAUUAAAAUUACAAAAGCACCAGAUGGUGCUAGUUUAACAUGGGAAGCCCCUCCUACUAGUUCUGGUAAGAUUUUAGAAUAUUCUGUUUGUUUGGCCAUUAAAAGUUCCAAGGAUAUACCACAUCAAAGUCCAAAACCAACUUCAACAAAUUUAAAUUUUGUUCGUGUUUAUUGUGGACCUCAUAAUGCUGCUGUGGUUAGUCAUGAGUCACUUGGGGCUGCGCUGAUUGAUAGGACUAAUAAGCCAGCUAUAAUAUUUCGAAUUGCUGCAAAAAAUGAGAAGGGAUAUGGACCAGCUACACAAGUAAGAUGGUUACAAGACAGCAAUGUACCUGGAUCAAAUAAAAAUCCUUCAAUGAAAAGAGAAAAGAGUGUUAAUCUUUUAACUGGAGUUCCCAAAAGGCCAAAAAUGUAAUAAUUUGACAAAUUGUUAUUCAGAUAAUAUGAUUAUUUUAUUUAAUCUGACAUUUUUGGAAAUUA
Messenger RNA from Melanaphis sacchari, 1872 nucleotides. RefSeq names its product host cell factor 1-like. The record is from RefSeq and is a predicted model, not a curated record. Gene Ontology annotation, biological process: chromatin remodeling; regulation of DNA-templated transcription. The transcript has 2 exons. Gene Ontology annotation, molecular function: transcription coactivator activity; protein binding. Gene Ontology annotation, cellular component: histone methyltransferase complex. Bases 221 to 1807 code for a protein of 528 amino acids. NCBI's taxonomy places the organism in Eukaryota, Metazoa, Arthropoda, Insecta, Hemiptera, Aphididae.